GGAUGAACCAGACUUUGAACAGCAGCAGGACUGUGGAGCUGGCCCUAAACCAAUUCCAAGGGGGCGUGGCAUACACGGUAUACCUGGUGGCGAGCUCCCUGGCCAUGUUCAUCUGCCUGUGUGGGAUGGCAGGCAACGGCAUGGUGAUCUGGCUGCUGGGCUUUCGCAUGCGCAGGACCCCCUUCUACAUCUAUAUCCUCAACCUGGCGGCAGCCGACCUCCUCUUCCUCUUCUGCAUGGCUUCCAUGCUCAGCCUGGAAUCCCAGCCCUUGACCAAUACCGUCAACAAGGUCCACGAGCUGAUGAAGAGGCUCAAGUUCUUUGGCUACACCGCGGGCCUGAGCCUGCUGACGGCCAUCAGCACCCAGCGCUGUCUCUCCGUCCUCUUCCCCAUCUGGUUCAAGUGUCACAGGCCCCAGCACCUGUCGGCCUGGGUGUGCACCCUGCUCUGGGUGCUGUGUCUCCUGAUGAACGGGGUGACCUCUUCCUUCUGCAGCAAGUUCUUGCUAUUCAAUGAACAGUGGUGCUUCAGGAUGGACGUGGCCCAGGCCUCCCUCAUCAUAGGGGUCUUGACGCCCCUGAUGACUCUGUCCAGCCUGACCCUCUACGUCCGGGUACGUAGGAGCUCCCGGCAGUGGCGGCGGCAGCCCACUCGGCUGUUUGUGGUGACCCUGACCUCUGUCCUGGUGUUCCUCGUCUGCUCCCUACCCCUGGGCAUCUACUGGUUUCUGCUGUUCUGGUUGCAGCUGCCACCCAAGAUGAUGUUCCUGAGCUUUGGCUUGUCGCGCCUCUCCUCGUCCGUGAGCAGCAGCGCCAACCCCGUCAUCUACUUCCUGGUGGGCAGCCGGAGGAGCCACAGGCUGCAGGGGUCCCUGGGGGCUGUGCUCCAGCGGGCACUUAGAGAGGAGCCUGAGCUGGAGAGUGAAUAGAUGCCCACCACAGCCACCAACGAGAUGGCCAGGCUUGAGAGCCAUCCACGGGUGCUUCCCAUCUGUGCCAGCCCGUGCCCUGGAGAUUCCUGAGCCCUGAGCUGCCUCCCACUCCGUCCUUGCCAAGUGCCGGGCCGGCCUGCCUGGGGGAGCCCCCACGAGUCUGCAGCUGCAUGUGGGGUCACUUCCCUGCCUGUCCGAGCUCCCCACACCACCUGUGUCCUGGAUCUCACCACGAGACCCUGCUGGUAGUUAAGAUGCCAUUCGUUUGUAGCAGGUCAUCUGGCUG
This is a messenger RNA of Callithrix jacchus (white-tufted-ear marmoset), 1218 nucleotides long. It is a transcript of the gene MRGPRD, whose product is annotated as MAS related GPR family member D. The record is from RefSeq and is a predicted model, not a curated record. Gene Ontology annotation, cellular component: plasma membrane. Gene Ontology annotation, molecular function: G protein-coupled receptor activity. NCBI's taxonomy places the organism in Eukaryota, Metazoa, Chordata, Mammalia, Primates, Cebidae. Gene Ontology annotation, biological process: G protein-coupled receptor signaling pathway.